CCGCUUUGACAUAGCAGCUCGACUCGCUCUUUCUGCCUGCAACACCUAAGAGGAGGGUGAAGAAAGCUGGACCAGGCAAGCUUUGGCCUUGCGGCGAGCUGAAAGACAAUGUGCUAAUCGUGCCCCCGUUCAAAGUGCACAAGCAACGGAAGAAAGGAAGACGAGAGCCGCUUCAGCCAGGGCGUCACAAACAAGCAAGGAUGGCAGCAUCAACAUCACCGCGCCCGCUCUCCCAGCAAGACCCAGACCAGGACCCGUCAGAGCUUACAGACUGGGUCAACACGAUUGCCGCUCGUGCUACCGCAGCCGCGGGCUACAGCACGCAGUCGGCUAGCGCGCUCCAGGAUGAAGUUCGCCGGGCGCGUGAAGAGAGGCAGAACAGGAGGAACAGACUCAGCGCCAACGGGGUCAGGUCGCUCACGCGAGGGGACAGCAUCAGCAGCGGCACAGGUCCUUUGCCAAGCCCAAAUGCCGGGAUUACAGAGCACACGACCGGCGGAAGUUUUCGAGCAAGCGGGAUCCUAAGUCCCACGCUGACAGGAGGGGCAUACGACAAUCGGCCCUUUUCGCCAUCACACGAACUCAUUGCUUCUGAACCUCCGGCUUUCCCGUCCCACUCAAUACCCAAGUCACCCAACAUGACUCGCACGCUCUCCUACCGCUCGAACGUCCGUCCCCGCUCUUCCUCCUCGGUUACCGCGCCAGUACUCACCUCCCCCACUGCAGCGACCGCAGGCGGGCUCAAGGGACAUGCUGGCGUCUCGCCAUCCCCAACAUGUGCCAGCGCCGGGCCCGUGUCGCUUGCCAAUUUCAUCGGCGGCAAAGCCUCUGGCCCUCGUCUGGGUAAGCUUGUCGGUGACGGCUGCAACCAACCGCCGGAAGCUGCGCUCGCCGUGGGAGCUGGUGAGAGGGAUUCACGAGGCAAACCGAUUGCGUUGCCGGGUAUGGCAGGACAAGCCGCCGGUGCUGGGCUCGCCAGCUUCAUGAAGGACCACCUCCCGCCCGGCACUGCUUCACCCUGGACCACAGUCGCAAACAGCAGCGCCGCUUUUGGCUCGCGUGGAAUCGGCACAUCUUCAAGUGCUGGCGUGUCCAGCAUCAGGACGAGGAGCAGGAGUCCUGAAAAGCCACGCGCUGCUGUCCCGCCUGUCGCCUCCACCAUCUCUCCCACAUUCGCCUCUACAGCGACUACAACGUACAUACGCAACUCAGGCUCCCUUUCUUUCUCGAAUUCUCCUUCGCACGCCGCACCCGCCCUUGGCACCAGCCCGAGUCGCUCGGGCUCGGUCCCAUACCCUUCCAGUAGCCCGGCCAAGGUGCAGGGCAUGAGCUGGAGCGAGCGCGGCAUCCCGUCUUCCUCUGUUGUUGGUGGCGGUUCUUCUCCCUGCUUGGGUGCUGCAGCCAGGUCGCCAGGGAAGUCUGACUUGGCACUGCUUGCGACUAGCCCUGGCAAGAACAGCAGCUACUUUCCUUUCUCGGUUGCCACUGCGACCAUCCCUGGCAAAUACGGUACUUCCUCGUCUCCUGCCCAUGGCAACUCUGUCAUUUCUCCUUCUACUGUAUCUGCAGCUAGCCCAGCAAAGGAAGGCAAUUCUUUCCCGACAUCGGGAGUAACUGCAUCUGGCAGACUUGCCACUUCUCCAGGCAACUUUGAAUCAAGCGCAAGGAGCUCGAGCGAGACCGCUCGCUCGCCUGUCAAAGAAAGCUUCUGCCUUGUACCCCCAGAUCGGUCCCCAGUCACCGAGACCAUGCUGCUCAAGAGCUUUUCACCGGUCCGCGCUUCUACUUCUCCAGCUGCAGCACCUCUAUCGUCGCUAGAAGUCGACUCGACGCCCAGAGGUGCGACCGAUGUCCCGGCAUGGAAGGCAGCGCUCCUCGCCAACCGGUCCAACAGCGGCGCCGAAGCAGGCAACAGCUCUAGUGCUGCCUUUACAACUUCUGUCAAGCCAUCUUCGUCGCCUUCCAUUUCGAGCAAUGCCAAUGGCCCUCCUGCUUUUGCGACUUCCCAUGUGGAACGCGCCCCAACUGCGAGUCUGACCCGCCUCAGCGCUAAAAAAAUGGUCGGGCAGCGGUUACGGGAGGCGAAAGCGAGGGAAAGCCAGGGUGGGUCCGCUUCUGGCGGUGCUGCCGCUCCUUCCUCUUCUACUGCCAGUGUAUCAGGCGCGCCCAGUCCGGCGCUUCCGGUCAACGCACCUGGCUUGAAAGACCGCUGGCCAGCUGCUAGGUUCCAUGGCGGCGGCGGUGCUGUUCAGAAGGAUAUGCCGCUUGCAUCACCCACAGUGUUGCCGCAAGCGGCACCUGCUGCCACUGAGCAAUAUCUGCUCAAAAAAGCGUGGACACCUGGAAAAAUUGCAACUGCACUUCCAGCCUUAGCUGGUAUACCCCUUGGCGGUGCAAGUGGAGAGGCUCGUCCGUUCCAACAACGGCGCUCGCGCUCACCGGACAAGCGAGGAGACGUCUCCAACGAGAGAUCUGAUCUCCCCCCCGUCCGCCUCCCUGGCCUUGGCGGCGCUGUGUCUCCGUUCGCGGCUGCACGAGCGACUUCCUCGUCCAAAGGCGUAAGCAUGACAGAGGCCGCGCCUAUCGAUGCGCCUAUGUCGACAGAGGCAGACGAUACUGCCGACUCGAGCACGCCGAAGGCUUCGGCAUCGACUGCUGUACCAGCUGCUGAACCCCUGGCCUCGCUCACGAAAGGUCGUGCCAAGGGGCCGAAGCGAACUGCCGCUAGGAGCGUACCUGACGCGUCUGUCGUGCAAGCGGAAGCAGCGCCUGUUUCCACGCCCGCGGCUUUGCGUGAACCACCUGUUAUAGAACAUUGCACCGCUGCCGCAGACGUGCGAGCAUCUGCCGUGACGCCCCUGCAGGGAUCGCAGACAGCGGCGACCACCAAUGCAUCAGCCUUCAGGGCCAAGCAACAGUCGUCCACACUGGAUUCCACCCACACGUUCGAGUCACGGUACGAUGACCAAGUGGAGACGCGCUCACCUCGGGCUGAGACCGUCAAAGACACGGGUGCGAGGCCAUGUGGGGGUCGUUCUUCUAGUCCUGUCCGCCGCUCAGUAUCGCCUGUCAAGAGCAGUGCGAGUCCAGCAAAGAGCACAGCUUCAAUCACCGACGGAUUGCCGCCAUUGAGCGCAACCGCCGCACCUACGUCCUUCCAUAAAGCGAUCCCGGAGGACUCAAACCCUACGGUCUCCAAGCUGCCAGACACAGAAAAAGACACAUUCCGUCACGUCAAGCCAUCAGACAGGAUGUUGGAGAAGCAAGGUUUGCGGCUGACUGUUCAUGAGGGGGAGAUGGCUCGGAAGGGGGAUGCGGCGAGUGUCGUAGCGCAGCCUUCCCGACUCGAACCUGCAAAACCUGCGGCCCCUCGCCGCUCGACCUCCGGCAAAAAGGUCGUUGUGCUUGUUUCUGGCAGCGGGAGCAAUUUGCAAGCGCUCAUAGAUGCAACGGUGGGAGAUUCGCCAGCAUUGCCGAAUGCGUACAUCACCUUCGUCAUUUCAAAUCGCAAGGCCGCUUUUGGUCUUACUCGCGCUGCAACCUCCAACCCACCGAUCCCGACGCACGUGCUGGCCUUGAAGACGUGGCAAAACAAGAACCCAGGAGGCACGCGCGAACAAUACGACGAGGUAUUGGCACGGACCAUCCUCGAUCAUGAAGCUGGGAACCCACCCGACCUGAUUGUGCUGGCGGGGUUCAUGCAUAUUGUUUCAGAGCAUUUCUUGCGGGUCCUUGGACACAAGACCAGCUUGCCAUCGCUGGAGGCGGCGCCUGUAUUCGCGCCAGUGCCAAUCAUCAACCUCCAUCCAGCAAAGCCUGGUGCUUUUGAUGGCGCACACGCUAUUGAGCGCGCCUUCAGCGCUUUCCAGGAAGGGAAGAUUCAGACGACAGGAGUGAUGGUGCACGAGGUCAUCGCCGAGGUCGACAGAGGCAAACCGGUGCUGGUGCGGGAGGUUCCCAUCUAUAGCAGUGAUACGCUAGAGACUCUGGAAGAGCGUAUGCAUCGUGUGGAGCACGAGAUCACUGUGGAAGGCGCACGUGCAGUAUUAGAGCGACCUCCACUUCCGAUGAGCGCACCGAACCCUUGGGAUGAUGUGGUCACAUCGACGGAUGAUGCCGCCGCAACAGAGGAGGCUUUGGUGCAAAAUAAUGUGCCGCACUCAGCGUCGGAACUGGAGCAGGAACGCCUCACCUCGCGCUACCCUAGCGACAGUCUUCAUCCUCGAGAGCACAGCGAACAAAGAGUCAACGAGAAGCCUCAAUUCCGCAGUGUAAAGGAUGCCCUUGCCAAUUGGGGUGCAAGUACAACCCUGCCCACCACUGCCUCUCCUUCAGCUCAGCCACGCCCACGCCGCCGAACUGCGAGCCGACCUUCCAGUAUGUACGCCAGCAAAGAAAGCACGCUGGCAGCCGUUCAAGAGCGUCCAUUCGACACGAUCAUUUCUCGGGACGCUGCAAGCCCAAUCAAAGCUAGCCCGGACGAGCUCGGAAAUGUUCAACCCACCACCACUGGGCCUUCUUCCGACAUCAUUCUGCUCCCCAUACAGGCGGCCCAGGACUCUCCUCCUUUCGACGAUUCCCUUUUCGACACAUGGCCAUCUGAUUUGGUCGCAACCGAAAGAACGAUUUCUGUCGACACGCUAUUGAUAAGUCCUGACGGGAGUACCACCUCGCUGAAGCCCUCGGAAGCGUCGAUCCUAUACGAUUCUGAGGUACAUUGCAUUAUCCAUCGUUUCAAGGACUCAGAUGGCUUAGCGAGCACACAGCUCUUCGUUCGGCGGGGUCGUAAGGCCCAGGCAAAAGACACUGACAGCGCGGAAGAGCGGAAGUUGUAUGAGCUGGCUAAACGCUACAACUGCAAGGUCACGGAGAGCAGCCCAGGGCUCGAGCCACAAGGUUUAAGUACCCUGCUUGGUGGCCAUCUCAUCACGCGCCAGGGGCCACGGCAAAGAUUUGAUCCUUCCAACACGCAGAUGUACUCGGUGCGCACCGAUGGCUUUGACGCAUAUGUUGAUCAAGUCGACCUUCACACCUCAAAUUUAGCUUCAGCAUGCAGCGUUGUGGCCUGUCUUCUCGGUGAAGUUUGCGUAUGGCAUGGAAAGGGAAGCUUAGAGGUCGAGCGCAUUCUCGCGGCAAAAUUUGCCGCUACUCUGACAGCAGCAGCGCCGACCGUACAAGAAGAGGGCAAAGAGGAUGAGAUGUUCUGGACAUUCUUCGACAGGGAGCACCCCUAUGCUUCCAGCUGCCUCCAGGCGCAUCGCAGCAAGCUCCCGCAUCGGCUUUUGAUGCCAAGAGCGUGGGAAGUGGGCACAUCGGCGCGAUCUGCGAUGCAACCCUUAGUGCGUUGCACAGCGGCAAAUCUUCAAAGGGAAGGCGUCUACGUCAUCGAACUCCCACUAGAGAUAUUUGUCCUUGUGGGCCCAGAGGCUCGUUCUAAAAGACAAGGCAUCCGCUUCGCCAUCGACGCAGCUCAACGCUUAUCGUCCUGGCGCAAGCAGCAGGUAUCAGCAGUCACCCCGCUCGCUCCGGUCCAUUGUGUGGUGUACCCAUCGCGCACGCCGAGAGACCUUGCCCUUGCUAUCAGAUUUUGGAAUGACGCUCAUCUGGACGGCGGCGAGCCAAUCGCGCAAAUGAACGUCUCGACAGCAAAAGCGGCCCUUGCAGAGCUUGCGCAUACUUCAUUCCAUAAGACGCUUCUCGAAGAUCACACAUGCUUGCCGGUGGGAAUCUCUCCCGAGCACCUGUAGCUCUCUAGGGGCACAUGCGACCCAAUUCAGUAUUUGCCCGCACUAUGUAAUCCUUUGCAUACAACAUUAUACAAGCGGAU
Tilletiaria anomala UBC 951 is the source of this 5827-nucleotide messenger RNA. RefSeq lists its product as uncharacterized. Gene Ontology annotation, biological process: 'de novo' IMP biosynthetic process. The transcript has 4 exons. Bases 201 to 5747 code for a protein of 1848 amino acids. Gene Ontology annotation, molecular function: phosphoribosylglycinamide formyltransferase activity. The record is from RefSeq and is a predicted model, not a curated record. Gene Ontology annotation, cellular component: cytoplasm. Lineage: Eukaryota; Fungi; Basidiomycota; Exobasidiomycetes; Georgefischeriales; Tilletiariaceae.